AUGAAUUGCCCGCAAAUGGAUUACUUUAUGAAUGAAUCGGUGAGUGAUGUGGUGUUUGUGAUCGACGGCCACCGGAUUCCUGCCAUUCGUAUUCUAUUGGCUCUCAACAGUUAUGUCUUCCGAGUCAUGCUUUUCGGCGAUUUUGUUGAAUCCAAAGAGAAGGAGAUUCUCAUCACUGGCACCACAGUUGACGCCUUCAAAGCCAUGAUCUUCUACUUAUACACAAAGAAACUGGAAUUCUUGGACAAUGAGGACAUGGAACUGAUCGCCGAAGUGUAUCGAUUGGCCGAUCGCUACCAAUUGGAAGCAUUGACUAAAGCUGUCGAAGAAUACUUGAAGGAAAUCCAAGUGACGGCCGAGAAUUUGCCGCAAAUCUCGAGAAUCGCUUUCAUGUUUGAGAUGAAAGAACUCAGAAGUGAUUUAAUGAUAUUUAUUGAAAAUAAUGUCCACGAAAUCCUUGGUCUCCAUUACAACAAAUCCAAUGAUAUUCCCGAAGAGACCGAAGAAAUGAUUACUGAAUCCAAUAGUUUGAAGAAGACGUCGAGGAAUUGGCACUUCUUUCGCAAACUAAAGCUCUGUUCAAACCUAUUGUCACUUAAUAUGAGUUCAUAUCACGAAAUGUCGACUAUUUUUGACAACAAUAACCAGAUUUUUGUCAAUAACUUAAAGUGUUUUGAAUUCAGAUGUGAUUUGAGGGCAGAUAUGAAGAGGUUUGAGAUAUUUGUGGAAAACAACACCUCUUUAGAGACGUUUCGAUUGAAGAGUAUUUCAAACGCCGACCAAAAGAGUAAAUUCUUAAACGCAACCACUUUUGGUCAGAUCCGACUCAUUCACAAUACAUCCAAAUGUUGUGCAAAACAGGUCCCGAUAAGUCGUUUCGACAAAGACUCGUAUAUUCCUUAUGAAAAACUACAAAAUAAUUUAAAAGUUGUUAAAAAGAGACUGAAUCGUCCGCUAACUUUAUCCGAGAAGAUAUUGUACUCUCAUUUGGAUGACCCGAACAAUCAGGACAUUAUUCGGGGCCAAAGCUAUUUACGCCUUCGACCCGAUAGGGUGGGAAUGCAGGACGCGUUGGCACAGAUGGUUAUGUUUCAGUUCAUUGCCAGCGGACUGUCCAACAUAGCCGUUCCCGCGACUAUACAUUGCGAUCAUCUCAUUGAAGCCCAGAUCGAUGGCGUCAAAGACUUGGCCCGAGCUAUCGAUAUCAACAAAGAGGUCUAUAGCUUCUUGAGUACCGCUGCAGCCAAAUAUGGGGUCGGCUUUUGGAAGCCCGGCAGUGGUAUUAUUCAUCAGAUUAUUUUAGAGAAUUAUGCGUUUCCGGGAGUAUUAUUGGUGGGAACCGAUAGCCAUACCGUAAACGGUGGCGGAUUGGGAGGCCUUUGCAUUGGUGUCGGCGGUGCGGACGCUGUGGACGUAUUGGCGGACAUUCCGUGGGAACUGAAGUGUCCGAAUGUGAUUGGAGUCCAUUUGACCGGACGUCUCAGCGGUUGGACAUCACCUAAAGAUGUCAUUUUAAAAGUGACUGAUAUUCUGACUGUGAAAGGAGGCACCGGUGCUAUCGUCGAGUAUUUCGGGCCCGGAGUUGACUCCAUUUCCUGUACAGGAAUGGGAACCAUUUGUAAUAUGGGGGCAGAGGUCGGGGCCACCACUUCUGUGUUUCCCUACAACAGCCGAAUGAGAGACUACUUGAAGGCUACAAAUCGUAAAGAGAUUGCCGAUUACGCGGACCAGACGCCAGAGUUACUGAGCGCCGAUUCCGGUGCCAAAUACGAUCACGUGAUUGAAAUCAAUUUGUCUGAAUUGGAGCCCCACGUGAACGGACCCUUCACUCCUGAUCUGUCGCAUCCCAUCUCAAAGUUGGCCCAAAACGCUAAAUCAAACGACUAUCCCAUUGACUUAAAAGUGGGACUCAUCGGCAGCUGUACUAACAGUAGUUACGAAGACAUGAGUCGAUCGGUUAGUAUUGCUAAGCAGGCGAUGAAACACGGCUUGAAAUCCAAAUCAAUAUUUACUGUAACCCCCGGUUCGGAGCAAAUCCGGGCCACCAUUGAGAGGGACGGACAGGCGGAACAGUUCCGACAAUUCGGUGCCGUUGUUUUGGCCAACGCUUGCGGGCCUUGUAUUGGACAAUGGGAUCGACAGGAUGUGAAAAAGGGGGUCAAGAAUUCAAUCAUAUCGUCGUUUAACCGCAAUUUCACCGCUCGUAAUGACACCAAUCCGGCGACCCAUCACUUCCUGGCGUCACCCGAAUUGGUGACCGCCCUCUCUAUUGCCGGUCGACUGGACUUUAAUCCGCUUUGGCUGCUUGACUGGCCGCGACUGCCGUUCUUCAAAUUUGACCUCCUCGGCAGACCGCUACUCAACGGCAGCGCACCGAAACUAAACCCGCUUUUGUGUAUGGUUGGCGGCGGGUCAGUACCGAGCCAUGUGACGAUCACUGUCAGCCCUACGAGCGAUCGCUUACAACUGUUGACACCCUUUAAUAAAUGGGACGGAAAGGACUUAACAGAUAUGGUUGUACUCAUUAAAGUGAAGGGCAAAUGCACUACAGAUCAUAUCAGUUACGCGGGACCCUGGCUUAAGUACCGUGGUCAUCUCGAUAAUAUUUCAAAUAACAUGUUUAUUGGAGCGAUUAACGCCGAGAAUAAUGAGGCAAAUAAAGUAAAGAAUCAAUUGACGGACGCCUGGAGUCCAGUGCCGGAAACGGCCCGACAUUAUAAAGCAAAUGGUGUGAAUUGGGUGGCCGUUGGAGAAGACAAUUACGGUGAGGGCAGCUCUCGAGAACACGCGGCACUCGAGCCCAGACAUCUCGGCGGACGAGCUAUUAUUGUCAAGAGUUUUGCCAGAAUUCACGAAACCAAUCUCAAAAAGCAAGGCGUCCUUCCCUUCACUUUUUCCGACCCCAAAGAUUACGACAAAAUCCAACCGACGGACAGAAUAUCAUUACUCGAACUCAAGAGUUUAUCGCCGGGAAAGUCAGUUAAAUGCGAACUCAAACAUAAGGACGGAUCAAAAGACGUGAUUGAAUUGAAGCACACAUUGAAUGACUUACAGAUCCAGUGGUUUAAAGCCGGCAGUGCUCUCAACAGAAUGGCUGAACUUAAGAAAUAAAUCAUUUAAAUUUUGGUUUAUAAAUGUUUAUACUUUAAUAACAUUUAAUCGAUAGUUAAUAAAAUUAAAUGACAUUUGAAUGCAUGAAAGCAAAACAAUUAAUUGAUUAAAUUAAUUAAAAAUCAAACUCAAUAAA
Molecule: messenger RNA, 3247 nt
Organism: Medioppia subpectinata
Lineage: Eukaryota; Metazoa; Arthropoda; Arachnida; Sarcoptiformes; Oppiidae
Source: the annotation of a GenBank genome assembly